AUGGAUGGCUAUUGUUACGCUUGCUUUUUGAGUAUAUUCUGCAUAUUAUCAAACCGGUCGGAUGGAUUUCAGCGUUUCCAGGGCACUAUUGGCACGACUAAUCACGCUGCUGACCUAAUCUUCAUCCUCGCUCUACUUCCGCCUGCCCGUCGUUGUGGUUGUGGUUGUGAUUGUCGUUGUGCCGGGCGCAUCGAUCAAGAGUGCGCUCUGUGCAGCGGCAACGUGACCGUCUACCUGUCAGUCGGGCUGCCAACACCGCCGAGUUCACACUUGUCUCCGGCCGUCCCGCCGAGCGGGCAGCAGCAACAGAAGGACCAACUGCAGGCGAUCUCUGCCUGCAUGACGGCCAGUGAACGGGCCGACUCCAUCUCCGCCCAGCGACAGGAGCAUUUGACCCGUCUUGUCGGCGGCAUCUUUGGCGGAGUGGCGCUCACCUGUCUCAUCUGCUGUCUGCUGGCACAACUGCGCCAGUGGAUACGACUCUGUCGCCAACGCCGAAUACGCCAGUUGCAGACUCACGCGGCCGUGACAACGUCGGCCGGUGGCGACGACGAGGCGCAGGCCGGGCGCGGCCAAACGGCGUCGCAACGGGCCUCCUUUGCUCGUGGCGACAGACGGUCGGAGACGGCCGAUUUGGCUCGCCUCGAGAACGGACGCAUUGGGCUCUCGGGUCCCGAGGCCUCUUCGGCCGAUGCCGUUUCCGGGUAG
Molecule: messenger RNA, 708 nt
Organism: Protopolystoma xenopodis
Lineage: Eukaryota; Metazoa; Platyhelminthes; Monogenea; Polystomatidea; Polystomatidae
Source: the annotation of a GenBank genome assembly